Knipowitschia caucasica is the source of this 927-nucleotide messenger RNA. Lineage: Eukaryota; Metazoa; Chordata; Actinopteri; Gobiiformes; Gobiidae. The record is from the annotation of a GenBank genome assembly.
AUGAACAACAACCAGAUGAUGCAGGCGGACAAUGCCGCUGUUAGGGUGGCUCGGCUCCCCGUCUUACGCUCUGCUUGGUCCCGGCUGACUGUCCUGUACACUGGGGCCAAACGCUCCCGUCCCAACGUCAGGCUCUUCUGCGAGGCCUUGGAGCACCGCGCAGUACAUCUUUGCACAUUGGCAUCAGACACCGUGUCUCCAGUGGUGGUGGUACUGGAGCCUCAAAUAUCCAUCGCCAAUGAGUUUGCCUGUAAAAGUUUGGAUUGGCUGGAGUCUGCAUUCCCGUUGCUUCAGGCACCAACAGAAGAAAUUGUUGCUGUUGCUAAAGACAAGAUCCAUGAAGCCAAAGAAAUGAUGAAUGCAGUUGCAACACGGAGUAAAAGCUGCUUACAGCGCACACUGGAGCAUCCUGUGAACCAAGAGCAUUCCAGCUCAUUCUCCGACAGAGCUGCGGCUGGGGCAGGACUAGACCAUGCACCGCAUGUGCCUCUGGUCGACAGUGUGUCCCCCUCUGCUGUUGGAGGAGAAGAGGCCAACUCAGUGGAGGGGUUUGAUUCCACUUCUGCACAGACUGAGAGACUGCAGUCACUGUGCACCAACCUUUAUAGAGGAUACAAUAAGGUCAUCGAGAGAUUGUCUCAGACAAGUUUGACUCAAGAACUUCAAACUCAUUUAUCAUCCUUCAUAAUGAUGCUCCCCCACUGCCUCCAGCAACAGAUGGCAACCAUGAUCUUGUUUGUAGCACAUAUGUACUCCUUAAGUUGCCCGUUCCCUCAGCAGACUGGUACUGAAUACAGCAUUUUGACGACCACCUCCCCUCACAAGGAUCAGCUCGCUGUGGUUCAGUGGCAGGAGUCUCCCACCUGGAGACUGAGGCUGCCCCAGUCUGACUGCGGGUGCAAGGACCACUGCUGCAUGAGAACAUAG